Messenger RNA from Guyanagaster necrorhizus, 837 nucleotides. RefSeq lists its product as uncharacterized. Gene Ontology annotation, biological process: double-strand break repair. The coding region runs from base 1 to 837 and encodes 278 amino acids. The transcript has a single exon. Gene Ontology annotation, cellular component: cytoplasm; PML body. NCBI's taxonomy places the organism in Eukaryota, Fungi, Basidiomycota, Agaricomycetes, Agaricales, Physalacriaceae. The record is from RefSeq and is a predicted model, not a curated record. Gene Ontology annotation, molecular function: single-stranded DNA binding; 5'-tyrosyl-DNA phosphodiesterase activity.
AUGUCGACGCCCAAGUCUCUUAUUAUUGUGACGUGGAACAUCGAUUACCAUGAGCACUACGUCACACAAAGACUGAACGCAGCCUUGGAGUAUCUCCAGAAGGAUGUCUUCGAGUGUCUCAAGGAUUCCGACUCCCCUGGGCCGUGCUGCAUCCUUCUUCAAGAGGUCCAGACACGCGCGCUCAGGGAGAUACGGUCAAAUGAAUGGAUCCGCCGACACUUCAUCAUGACGCCGAUUGACAACACCAAGUGGCCCCAUUCGUUCGAGAAUGGGAACAUUACCCUGAUCGAAAAAUCGAUCCUCAUACAUGACGCGUAUAUCCUCAAGUACGGUAUGACCGACAUGGCGCGCUCGGCGAUCAUCGUUGAUAUCAGGAUGUUAAGCCGCCUAGGAUCACAGCGCAGAAUUCGGAUUAUCAAUACUCAAUUAGAGGGAAAUUUGGAUGGAGGAGAGUUUAGGAGACAACAGCUAAUGGAAUGCGCGAAGCUUCUCAAGCGCACCAAGUCGCAGCAGAAUUUGGCUCCAGCGCAGAGUGGAGGGAUCAUCGCGGGGGAUAUGAACGCACUGGAUGCCGACGCGGACGAGGUUGUGCGUUCGUUCGGGUUGGUAGAUGCUGUCGUACCACUGAAGGAUGAAUCUGAAGGGCACACAUGGGGGUACCAGGGGGGAAUGCAUUGUCGGAAGGCUCGCUUGGAUAAAAUUCUCAACUAUACUCCAGAUGGAAAGAAGCGGGUUCGGGUUUCGGAUGUGAGGCGUAUUGGCAUUGGGUUACGGUGGAAUGGCCAUUGGAUAAGUGACCAUUUCGGACUUAUCGGCACUGUCGGUGUACUUGCAUGA